ACGUCAAGGUCAAAGAAAGACGUGUCCACUAACCUGAGCUAGUACACGCAUGCCAGGUCAGCGCGAUCAACGGAAACCGUGGACCGUUGGAUCGGUCCAUCUCCCAAAGCAUGUCCACGAGUCCCGGGCAUGCGUGUCCUUCUCCCAUCUGACGUCCGAGCGCGCGCUUGACUCGAUCGGCGCGCGGGGCAUCCGUGCCAUGGACAUGGGCGAACCCGUCGACGACGGCGCUGCCGCUUCCUCUUCUUCCUCCUCCUUCUCGUCGCUGCCCGGCGCCGACGAGGAUGCGUUCCAGGAACCCCUUCGCGGCCACGGAGCGCGCGCUCCACCAGCCGCCGGCGUCGGCCAACGGACACUGCGGCGGCUCUGGGCGGCCGCGCGCGCCGGCGCACCAAGGCUGCGCCAGGCGUGCGAGAACGCGGCGCGGGACCUCGUCGCGUGGGCCAGGCAGGGCGGCGCGGCCCGCGCUCUCCUCGUCGUGACGGUUGGAUCCGUGGCGCUCGCGGCGCUAACCGGCCUCCUGAUGGUCGUCGUCUUCGUGGCCGCGGCGGCCACGAACGCCGUCGCGUUCUCCGUCCUGGUGCCCAUGACCGCCGCCGGGGGACUCCUGGCCGUGCUGCUUGCUCUCCUGGCUGCGGCGUAUGUCUGCGCUCUGUCGGUUGCCGUCUUUGUCAUCUCUUCCACGACCAUCGUAACAGUCAUCGCCAUCACGAUCGCAACUGGUUGGGCGGCAUUCUUCUGGGUUGUUUGGUUUGGCGCCAUAGAAUGCCUGAACCUGACGACCAAACGGUGGACGACCGGCGCGACGAUCCCGUGAGCAGAGCAUGUACAUUUUACCUCUGACAAGAUGGUAUUGCAGUUAUCUGUGCCCGGAUCGUAUGUAUCUUGCUACGUGUAAAUAAUUUCCAUUUUGUUUUCUUGGAAGUUGAAGAAAACAGGAAGAAAAG
Messenger RNA from Panicum hallii, 947 nucleotides. RefSeq lists its product as uncharacterized. NCBI's taxonomy places the organism in Eukaryota, Viridiplantae, Streptophyta, Magnoliopsida, Poales, Poaceae. The transcript is spliced from 4 exons. Bases 50 to 817 code for a protein of 255 amino acids. The record is from RefSeq and is a predicted model, not a curated record.